GUAACUUUGAGUGAGAAAUAUGAAGACGUCAACCACACUCGUGCUGCUAAUACACUUAUCUCUUCACACCGUCGAUGAAGGCUUCGCUAUUAAUCCCAGUUGUUCCUGUAUUCGGUUCACAUCGGGCGGCGCUGGCGAACCUCGCGGGACUUUCAGCAGUCCAGAUUACCCGCGAGCGUACCCACGCUCCCUCUGCUUGCUCUACACUUUCCUGGCUCAGCCUCAUCAGAUCGUUGAGAUCGUGUUCACGGAUUUUGACAUUCAGAAGGAACAUCUUGAUUGUAACCGAGGUGACUACCUGAAAGUGUAUUCAGAAGUUGGUACCCACGGGCCAGGGCCACCUGGAGUCAAUGAACAUUCGAAGUGGUCCAGAAUCUUGUGCGGGAACAGAAAUGAUGCCCCACCAGCAUUAUACUCGCAUGGUUCAGCACUUGUUCUAGAACUAAAUAGCGGGGAAAAGGAAUCAAACUCUACGGGUUUUAUUGGAACAUAUAAGUUUAUAGACAGACGUAAUUUCGAAACAGACGGAGUUCUAGUAUCAGAUUCGGACUGUGAUUAUGUCUUCAACAGUCACUCAAACAGGCCUAUCCAGGGAAAAUUCUACAGUCCAAGAUAUCCUUCGAGUUAUCCUACCAAUUCACAAUGCUAUUAUCAUUUUCACGCAAGGAAAAAUGAGAGAGUGAAAUUAGUUUUCGAAGAAUCAUUUCUACAGAAAAGCGACGAAAGUUGCCUCAACCGCGCAGACACAAUUAAAGUUUUUGAUGGGAAAGUUGCAACCGCACCGGUCAUCGCAAUGCUUUGCAACGAAAUUAUAGGUUAUGAAAUUUUAUCUACGGGUCCAGACUUAUUGGUAGAAUUUAUUGCGAAGUCCAAGACGCCCGGUCAGGGAUUUAAGGCGAGAUACCACUUUCAACCAGAUGAUAGCUCUAUUGAAGAUGUUGUAAAAUCUUCUGAAGGGACUUCUGUUGGUCCAGCAGUUAGUGCCGCUACAUCAUCGUGCCAUCAAGUAUUCAGAUCGGAUAAGAGUAGGAGCGGCAAAUUGAUCUCUCCUUUAUACCCAUCGCCGUAUCCGCCUAAAACGCACUGUCAUUAUGACUUUUUGGCCCGCGGUAGGCAGAGGGUGAGACUGCUGUUCGAAGACUUCAGCCUUCAACGGGUUACAGGCAAUAUUAUUGACUGUGAAAGCAUGGAUUCACUGGACGUGUUUGUGGAGGUGGACGGGAGAUUAGAGAAAAUGGCGUCGUUUUGCGGUAGUGACGUACCUAAGGGCAUCAUGUCCAAUGGGCCAAAACUUGCUGUAGACUUCAGGGGAGUUUACUCGUCCCGGUACAGCAGGGGCUUUAAAAUAUCCUACCAUUUUGUUGAAGAUUACGGAAUCUCAACUGGAAAACAGCUGUUGGAGUACCCCUGCGCAUUCGUAUACAAUAGUAGCGUAAAGGCAAAAGGUGUGGUGACGUCACCAAAUCAUCCAGGAUUGUAUCCACGAGAUACGGAGUGCAAUUACUUCUUCCACGGGACUAAGGAGCAAAGAGUGCAUUUACAUUUCACACAUUUUGAUGUAGAGGGCGUGCAUCCUUGUGAAGCUGUAUCCGCCAGCGACUACGUACAGGUAUCUAAUGAUGGUUCACGCGGUAUCAGACACUGUGGCCAAUUAAAAGAAUUAAAAGUCACCUCUAAGAAGAACAUCAUGAGAAUAACAUUCAAAUCUAACGACCGACUGGACGGGACCGGCUUUAAAGCAAAUUAUAUAUUUCUUAAAGACAAAGAAAUGGUUAGCUUAAAUAUGCCUGCCGUUGGCAGAACAGAUUCACUCAAAUGGUCGUGGAUGUUAGCAUUAUACGUAAUCCUCUUGUACCUAACCCUGAGAUAGAUUCCUACAGAGAUAUAGAAAAUAAAUUAUUACUGUUGAUA
Molecule: messenger RNA, 1911 nt
Organism: Pieris rapae (cabbage white)
Lineage: Eukaryota; Metazoa; Arthropoda; Insecta; Lepidoptera; Pieridae
Product: suppressor of lurcher protein 1
Exons: 14
Coding region: 20-1870 (616 amino acids)
Cellular component (GO): plasma membrane
Source: RefSeq, a predicted model, not a curated record